CGACGGGACGGUAUAACGUAACGUAACACCACAAAAGUACGCAGUCAGUCAGAACAGAACAAAGGCUAUAUAGAAGCAAAUAGGAAAGAAACAGUGUAAAGAAAUUUUAAAAUGGACAACAUCGCUAGGACGCACGAAGCCAUAGAGGCCCAGAUCAAAGAAAUUCAGACAAAGAAAAAGGAAGUUAUCCAAUCAAAUGAGAAAGGAAUUGGCUUAUUAAAAAGCGGAUCAUAUUAUGAUACAGAAUUGUAUGAUGCUGAUGGAGGAGACAGAAAUAGCAAAUUUGAAGGAUAUGUUACUUCCAUUGCUCCUAAUGAUGAUGCGGAUGAAGAAGAUGAUAUUGGACCACCGUUGACGUCGAAUAAUAAACGCACUAUGUAUUCGUCUACUCAAGCAAUGAAAGAAAUAAUACAGAAUGAAGGAGAUUUUGAUCCAUUUUCGGAGCAUAGAAGACAAACAAUAGCCGAGAAGGAAGAUGAAUACAGACAAAAAAGACGGCGCUUGGUUAUAUCCCCUGAAAGAGUGGAUCCUUUUGCUGAUGGUGGAAAGACACCAGAUGUGGGAUCACGUACUUUCACCGAAAUUAUGCGGGAGCAAAUGCUUAAAGGAGAAGAGUCAGAGCUUCGUAAAAAGAUUCUGGAAAAAGUAAAGGAUGGUACACUAAAGGUCAGCAAUGGUGAAUCUCAGAAAGUUGAAUCACGAAAGCGUGGACGCUGGGAUCAAACAAUUGAGAACUUUGUUCCAGCAAAAAAAUCUCUUCCGGGAGCCGCUACACCUACAUGGGGCGAAGAUAAAACUCCUGGUGAUCAUCGAUGGGACGAAACUCCUGGUCACAAAGGUAGUGAGACACCUGGGGCCACUCCUGGUCAGAGUACUCGAAUUUGGGAUGCUACACCGGCUCAUGCGACACCAGGACGUACUGAAACUCCUGCUCAUGAAAAAUCUACUCGACGUAAUCGUUGGGACGAGACGCCUAAAACAGAACGCGAAACACCCGGACACAACAGUGGAUGGGCAGAAACACCACGAGCCGAUCGCACAGGUCAAGAUUUAAUUAAUGAAACCGCGACACCAGGUACAGCCAGCAAAAGACGUUCCCGUUGGGAUGAAACACCAUCAAAUGCUACACCAUUGCUACAGUCAACUACAAUGACACCAAGUAUGACACCUAAUAUGACUCCCCAUGCUACACCUGGUCAUGCUACACCACUUCUAACACCUGGAGGUUCAACACCAGUAGGACAUAAAGCUAUGGCAAUGGCUACUCCAACACCUGGACAUUUGGCUGCAAUGACUCCUGAGCAAUUACAGGCUUAUCGCUGGGAAAAAGAGAUUGAUGAAAGAAAUCGUCCUAUAACAGAUGAAGAACUUGAUGCAAUGUUUCCACCGGGCUACAAGGUCCUACCACCACCAGCUGGGUAUAUUCCAUUGCGUACACCUGCUAGAAAGUUGAGUGCAACACCAACACCCAUCACAGGGACUCCUCAAGGAUUCUUUAUUCAAGUUGAGGAUAAGUCUGCUAAAUUUAUUGAUAAUCAACCAAAAGGAAACUUGCCUUUUAUGAAGCCCGAAGAUGCUCAAUAUUUUGAUAAAUUGCUUGUCGAGGUUGAUGAAGAGUCCCUUAGUCCAGAGGAACAGAAGGAGCGAAAGAUAAUGAAGUUGUUGCUGAAAAUAAAAAAUGGAACUCCUCCAAUGAGAACUGCCUUAAGGCAAAUUACAGACAAAGCAAGAGAAUUUGGAGCUGGACCACUAUUCAAUCAGAUUCUUCCACUUCUCAUGAGUCCAACACUAGAAGAUCAAGAGCGUCAUUUGCUUGUUAAGGUUAUUGAUAGAAUUCUCUACAAAUUAGAUGAUUUGGUGCGUCCUUAUGUACACAAAAUUUUAGUUGUCAUUGAACCACUUCUCAUUGAUGAAGAUUACUAUGCACGUGUUGAGGGAAGAGAAAUUAUCUCCAAUUUAGCAAAAGCUGCCGGAUUGGCUACAAUGAUUUCAACAAUGAGACCAGACAUUGAUAAUAUAGAUGAAUAUGUACGAAAUACCACCGCUAGAGCUUUUGCUGUAGUUGCAUCAGCACUCGGGAUACCUUCACUUUUACCUUUUCUGAAAGCAGUUUGUAAAAGUAAAAAAUCCUGGCAAGCGCGUCACACGGGAAUUAAAAUUGUCCAACAAAUUGCAAUUCUUAUGGGUUGUGCCAUUUUGCCACAUCUCAAAUCACUCGUAGAAAUUAUUGAGCAUGGAUUGGUGGAUGAACAACAAAAAGUUCGAACAAUCACUGCAUUGGCAAUUGCUGCUCUUGCUGAAGCUGCUACACCAUAUGGCAUUGAAUCUUUUGAUUCUGUACUUAAACCCCUUUGGAAGGGUAUACGAACUCAUCGAGGAAAAGGUCUUGCGGCUUUUUUGAAAGCUAUUGGAUACCUAAUUCCUUUGAUGGACGCUGAAUAUGCAAAUUACUACACACGAGAAGUGAUGCUGAUUCUCAUUCGUGAGUUCCAAUCUCCUGACGAAGAAAUGAAGAAAAUUGUUCUCAAGGUUGUAAAACAGUGCUGUGCGACUGAUGGUGUGGAAGCACAGUACAUAAAGGAUGAGAUAUUACCGCACUUUUUCAAGCACUUUUGGAAUCAUCGUAUGGCUUUGGAUCGUCGCAAUUAUCGUCAAUUAGUUGACACAACUGUAGAAAUAGCUAAUAAAGUGGGUGCCUCUGAGAUAAUUAAUAGGGUUGUAGAUGAUUUAAAGGACGAAAAUGAACAAUACCGCAAAAUGGUUAUGGAGACAAUUGAAAAAAUUAUGGGAAAUCUCGGUGCAGCAGAUAUUGAUUCACGCUUAGAGGAACAACUUAUUGAUGGUAUACUCUAUGCGUUCCAGGAACAAACAACUGAAGAUGUUGUAAUGCUCAAUGGUUUUGGUACUAUUGUCAAUCAAUUGGCCAAACGAGUAAAACCGUAUCUGCCACAAAUUUGUGGUACCAUUCUGUGGCGUCUUAAUAAUAAAUCUGCAAAAGUUCGUCAGCAGGCGGCUGAUUUGAUAUCUCGCAUUGCUGUAGUUAUGAAGACGUGUCAGGAGGAAAAACUUAUGGGGCACUUAGGUGUCGUUUUGUAUGAAUAUUUGGGAGAAGAAUAUCCAGAAGUGCUGGGAUCUAUAUUGGGCGCUCUUAAGGCAAUCGUCAAUGUUAUUGGAAUGACAAAAAUGACACCUCCUAUCAAAGAUCUAUUACCUAGAUUGACGCCCAUCCUCAAGAAUCGACAUGAGAAAGUACAAGAGAAUUGUAUAGAUCUAGUGGGAAGGAUUGCUGAUCGUGGUCCUGAGUAUGUCUCAGCACGUGAAUGGAUGAGAAUAUGUUUUGAACUUCUGGAAUUGCUGAAGGCACACAAAAAAGCCAUUAGAAGGGCAACAGUAAAUACAUUUGGAUAUAUCGCCAAAGCCAUAGGACCACAUGAUGUGCUAGCAACUCUUUUAAACAACUUAAAAGUCCAAGAACGCCAAAAUCGUGUGUGCACAACUGUUGCUAUAGCAAUUGUUGCAGAAACUUGUCGUCCAUUCACUGUUUUGCCAGCUCUUAUGAAUGAAUAUCGAGUGCCCGAAUUAAAUGUGCAAAAUGGCGUUCUUAAAUCCCUCUUCUUAUUUGAGUACAUUGGUGAAAUGGGAAAGGAUUACAUUUAUGCUGUGUGUCCAUUAUUAGAAGACGCUCUCAUGGAUAGAGAUCUCGUUCAUCGCCAGACAGCUUGUGCUGCUAUUAAGCAUAUGGCCCUUGGAGUUUACGGAUUUGGGUGUGAAGAUGCUCUUGUGCACUUACUCAAUUAUGUAUGGCCAAAUUUUGAAACUUCACCACAUCUUGUCCAGGCUUUCAUGGAUGCUGUUGAAGGACUGCGCGUUGCUCUUGGACCAAUAAAAAUUCUGCAAUACACACUUCAGGGCCUCUUUCAUCCAGCUAGAAAAGUACGCGAGGUUUACUGGAAAAUUUAUAAUUCCCUAUAUAUUGGUGGACAAGAUGCUCUAGUUGCUGGCUAUCCCAGAAUAUCUAAUGAUCCAAAAAAUCAAUUCGCCCGGUAUGAUUUGGAUUAUUGUCUAUAAUUCAUACAUUACAACAGUGCAGUUAAAUGGAGAUCUCCGCUAAUAUGUGAAAAAAUUUUAAAUAUUUUAUCACUUUAAAUAAUAAUAUAUACUGAGAAUUAUUAUCUUUCUAAAACAAUAAAAUGAAAGAAUGUGGAUGUGUGUA
This is a messenger RNA of Phlebotomus papatasi, 4213 nucleotides long. It is a transcript of the gene Sf3b1, whose product is annotated as splicing factor 3B subunit 1. Gene Ontology annotation, biological process: spliceosomal complex assembly. Gene Ontology annotation, cellular component: U12-type spliceosomal complex; U2-type prespliceosome; U2 snRNP. The record is from RefSeq and is a predicted model, not a curated record. Lineage: Eukaryota; Metazoa; Arthropoda; Insecta; Diptera; Psychodidae. Gene Ontology annotation, molecular function: mRNA binding.